GAUUUGACGGAAGUCUGACUGACGUCUCCAGCGACUGCAGGUUCGAGUCGGCUUAAGUGCUGGAUUUACAGAAGUCGUGUUAAAUACAUUUGGAGUAACAAUGGCAGUGAAUACAGGGACAUCUCUGGUGCUGUCCACUCUGUUGUCAGUGCUGGUCUUUGCAGGCAUGCAGAUGUUCAGCAAGCAGCUGGCCUCUUCUGAGUGGCUCACCAUCCUGGGAGGCUUUCUGGGUUCAGUGCUUUUUAUCUGCUCACUUACUGCAUUCAACAAUCUGGAGAACCUGGUCUUUGGCAAAGGCUUCCAGGCAAAGAUCUUCCCAGAAAUUAUUUUGUGUCUGUUUCUGUCCAUGUUUGCCUCUGGUCUGGUGCACAGAGUGUGUGUCACCACAUGUUUAAUAUUUUCUGUCUUCGCCCUCUACUACAUCAACAAAGUGUCAGCAGCUCUUUAUCAGGUAGCUGCUCCCACCACAGCCCCCGUCAAAACCGCUGGCAAGAGCAAGAAGAAGAACUGAAACUGCCCUGAACAGUCCCAACGAUCACAGAAACACUUAUAAUCUGGAACUCUUAUGUUUUAUUUUCCCUUUCUAGCAUUUCUACAUUCCCAUUUCCCAGCCCAGUCAGGAGUUAAAUGAAGAUUUUCACCCAUCAGGUUCAUGUACAUAUUAAUAUGUUUACACAGAUCAUUGUUUUAGUUCACAUAGUGCAGGUGAUUCCCGAGUGGGACUGGAAACAACUGUUGUAGCUAUGUAAACUGCUUACCUUUAAAACAUAUUUUUGUUAAUGGAUUUGAUAUUAAAACACUUUGAUACAUGUA
Molecule: messenger RNA, 813 nt
Organism: Trichomycterus rosablanca
Lineage: Eukaryota; Metazoa; Chordata; Actinopteri; Siluriformes; Trichomycteridae
Product: keratinocyte-associated protein 2-like
Exons: 5
Coding region: 101-511 (136 amino acids)
Source: RefSeq, a predicted model, not a curated record